GUUCCCCGCUAUACUUUGUGUAAACACUGUUUAUGAAGAACCCCCGCCAGAAUCUCACAUUAUGGAGACGAUGUGUUGUGCAACAAGCUCGAAUUGAUCUAGAGAGAAUGUUAUGAGAUCAGGUCAAUUUUGACAGAUGACAGGCUCCCCGGCAUCAACUGCAAUUCGAUUAGAGAGCUCGCAAUCGAGGCCAAUUGCUUGGUGUAUCUCUUGCUACAGGUUAGCAACGGUGAUUGUAGGGAUGGAUCUCCAAUGGCGGGGUAGUUUCACGAUCCAUCACCAAUUGACCUCGGAAGCAACGAACAAUUGCAUUGUUCAGCGGCACCUCGCAUAAGGUCAGAUCUUUCUGUGUAAUUUGUCUUCAAGCAUUUAAUUGAUCUUAAAACACACUCAUCAUGAUAGGUUUGCGGUUUCUUCAUCAUGUUCGUUCUACGACACACCUUCUCAGGGCAGCGAAAUGCUUCUCUACCUCAUCAGCGCACAGCAGUCCAUACGAUAGAACAAUACGGAACCUCAAAAUAACAGACCAGACUCGAGUUAUAUACCAAGGCUUCACAGGCAAAGCCGCAACCAAAAAUGCACAAGACACAAUAGAAUAUGGAACAAAGGUCGUCGGAGGCGUCUCUCCAGGCAAAGGUGGCCAGCCACACCUAGACCUUCCAGUCUUCAACACCGUCAAAGAGGCGAUGGAGGAAGUCAAACCCGACGUCAGCGCCGUAUUUGUUCCCGCAACAUUCGCAGCCGCAGCUAUUCUCGAAGCAAUCGAAGCAGAGGUUCCUCUUGUUGUCUCUGUAGCGGAGCACGUACCCGUUCACGAUAUGCUUCGGGUUCAUGAGGUCUUGAGAACACAGUCCAAGACACGGCUGGUGGGUCCCAAUUGUCCUGGUAUCAUCGCCCCAAACCAGUGUCGCGUAGGCAUCAUGCCCUACAAGCAGUAUACUCGCGGCUGUGUUGGGAUAGUGUCCAAAUCAGGUACAUUGAGUUACGAAGCUGUCGGAUCAACUUCACGAGCUGGCCUGGGACAGAGUAUCGUUGUAGGCAUGGGAGGCGACAUGCUACCAGGUAAGUCCUCAUCAUACGAGCUGAUACGCCAUUAAUACAGAACAGGCACGACCCUGGCCGAUGGACUGAAGCUCUUCUUCAACCAUGAUGAAACCAAGGGAAUCGUCGUAAUUGGAGAGAUCGGGGGUGAGGCAGAGCUCGAGGCCGCGGAGCUCAUUAGAGAGCACCGUCGCACAUUCCCUAAACCGAAGCCUGUCAUAGCGAUGGUAGCAGGACGCACAGCGCCUGAAGGAAAGGCUAUGGGACAUGCCGGUGCGAUCUGGAGAAACGGAGAUGUUACUGCGGAGGCGAAAAGUAAAGCUCUCGAAGAUGCGGGAGCUAUUAUCGUGCCGCACCCUGGUGUUAUGGGUGAAAAGAUGAAGGAGUUGCUUGGGAUGUAAGGUGUUGCUUCAUUAGGUGAGCUUCGACGAUAAGCUCGAACAUUGGCAUUGCUGUUCUUUCUUCUAAUAUGACCUCGCCAUUGGCUGUGGUGAUCCGACAGUCGCCUCAAGGUGACAACAGCCAACUUCAGCCAUGAUCUCUCC
Fusarium odoratissimum NRRL 54006 is the source of this 1586-nucleotide messenger RNA. RefSeq lists its product as uncharacterized. Gene Ontology annotation, cellular component: succinate-CoA ligase complex (ADP-forming); mitochondrion. NCBI's taxonomy places the organism in Eukaryota, Fungi, Ascomycota, Sordariomycetes, Hypocreales, Nectriaceae. The record is from RefSeq and is a predicted model, not a curated record. Gene Ontology annotation, biological process: tricarboxylic acid cycle. Bases 396 to 1097 code for a protein of 233 amino acids. The transcript has 4 exons. Gene Ontology annotation, molecular function: succinate-CoA ligase (GDP-forming) activity; succinate-CoA ligase (ADP-forming) activity.